AUGGACAAGGCAGCAAAGAGAAAAUAUUGCAGUCUUUUAAUGUUUGACGUUCCAACACCUUCAUUCAUAAAGUCCAGUGAUAGGACAGUUCCACCAACACAAUUGACCAUUGAUUAUACAACUUCUUUGGAAAACAGCAAUAUCCGCACGCAGGAUAAUUUUAUCUUUACUUCAUUCUUAGAAUGCAUGAAAGUUAAUCCCCAGCGUCCUCAUAAGAACGCUCCAAUUAGUUCGUUUGAGCAGGAUUCAUCAAACAAUAAUGAAGCUAUAAAGUCGCCCUUGCAUAAAGAGGAAAGAAUCCGUCGUCCACCGAAUUCUUUCCUUCUUUACAGACAAGCCAAACAAUCUGAAAUAACAAGUAUUUAUGGUAAUAUGUCAAAUGCAGAGAUAUCAAAAAAGCUUUCAGACCUAUGGCAAAAUGAAUCAGAUGAGGUAAAGCUUUAUUGGCAAAAGGUAGCCGAUAAGAAAAAAAUGGAACAUAUGAUGACGUACCCGGAGUACGUUUAUCGUCCAAAAUCUGGAACGAAACCUAACAAAAAGAAACGUAAAUUGAAGACAGAGUCAAAUCAAUUUCAAAAUACAUUACCCAGAACGCAAACAUCUUAUGUCAAUAUGUUUACAUUCCCUUCUCAGCCUUUUAUUACUCCUACAUUUCCCUAUUUAUCUGAUCAAUUCGAAAUUCCUAAUCCACCUGUUUUACCGUCGAUAUUCCCUAAAGAAUAUCGGUGA
Messenger RNA from Cetraspora pellucida, 729 nucleotides. Lineage: Eukaryota; Fungi; Glomeromycota; Glomeromycetes; Diversisporales; Gigasporaceae. The record is from the annotation of a GenBank genome assembly.